GACAGACAGACAGACAGACAGACAGACAGACAGACAGACAGACAUUCAAUUGACUGCUACUGUGCUAAAUUCAGGAUUGUCAUCUGCAUGAAUAUGACUUCUCCACGGACUGACGGAUUUGGAUUCUCUCUCAAUAGCAACAGAGCGUCGGGACCCAGCUGGGGAGUGUUUUGUCGAGCUCUGCUCUGCUGGCGAGUUGCAGAGCACAGGGAGGUAGAGAAGGAAUAAAAAACCUUGCAUACACUUCAGCCGUGUUACUGUUGGAUUGUAUAUCCUUUUAGAUUAGCAGCAGAUCAGAUCGACAGGCAUUCCCACUUAAUAAACCUUGCUGUCUGUCUCUCCGAAAUUUGCAACAUUGUGACAAAUGGAGGGAUGUAACAAUUUCCCUCUUCACUUGAUCUGCCUGAGACUGACUUACCCCGGCGUGUAUCCUUUUGUUUCAGAGACCCAGGCGUCCUCCUCAGUCAAUCCCCCAAGAUCGACUGUGGGUUAACCCGGCGGACAGAGCCCCCUCCCCCUGUCUGUGCCCCCAGUUUCUCUCUAUUCCUGCUUCGUUAUAGUUUCUAUUUACCUUUGCCAGACCACCCUAAUCUUUCUGCUAAGGUCUCUUUCAUUCUCCCUCUAUCUAGCUCGCUCACUCUCUUUCGCUCUCUCCCUCCCACUUCUUGCCAUCUCCCUCCCCUAGCUUCUUCAAAGCCAGCAGUGCUCUAUUCUAUCCAGGAUGCUUGCUACAUGAUAUCUCGGAACACAGCGUUCGACGCUGCUCUCUCGCUGCCUGAUGCCGGAGCUGUCUCAGAUUUUAAUCUCAAGAACGGCAGGAUGCUCCUGCACAGGGAUUGAUCCCCCCCUUUUCCCUCUCGUUCUCCCCUUCCCCUCCCCUUUCCUAAUCUCCCGCCCUCUGACCCUCACCCCAGCUUCUCUUUCCCGACACCUCUGCCCAUUCUUUCUCACCCCAAGCCUCCUCUGCCCCUCUCUGCUCUUACCCCCUUGACCAUGUUGCCAUGUGUCUGCUGGCUCCAGCCUCUCCUCGUCUUGCUGUCCUCUGUCUUACGGGCUCAGGGGGAAAACUGUCCAGCAAGCUGCCUGUGCCCGGACCCCCACACUGUGGACUGCAGCGGCCGUGGACUCACCCGUCUUCCUGAUGAAAUCCCCUUGGACGUCCGCAGGCUCCUUCUGUCUGACAACUGUAUCCCCCGCAUUCCCUCUGACUUCCUAGUGCUCUACAGUGACCUGGUCUACCUGGACUUACGGAACAACUCUUUGUCCCACAUCGAGCCGGGCACCCUCAGCACCUCUUCCAGACUGGUGUUUCUGGACUUGGGCAGCAACAACCUGACUGAGAUCCCCUCGGGGACCUUUGGGCAGUCCCGUAGCCUGAUCAAACUCCGCCUGGGCAAUAACCCCUAUCUGAGCAGGGUCAACGAGGAUGCAUUCCUGGGCCUCACCUCCCUGCGUGAACUGGAGCUGGAGCGUAACGCCCUGUCUAGCCUUCAGGUGGGGGCGCUGAGCCAGUUGCCCUCUUUACGGGUGGUGAGACUGGAGGGCAACCCUUGGGUGUGCAACUGCAACUUUGCCAACCUGUUUGGAUGGCUGGAGGAAAACAGUCAAAAGCUUCCAAAUGGAGUGGAGGGCAUGGAGUGUACAUUACCCAUGGACGGCAGACGGGUGUCCCUGAGCCAGCUAUCACAGGACAGCUUCCGGGAGUGUCAGAUCACCCUUACCUUAACAGACUUACUCAUCAUCAUAUUUUCUGGCAUCUCUGUGUCCGUAGUGGCCAUCAUGACCAGCUUCUUCCUGGCCUCCAUUGUCCACUGUUUCCAGCGCACAAGCAAAACCACUAAGGGAGAUGAGGAGGAGAGUGAGGAGUGAGACUGACUGUGUCCCAGAGCACGCAUGAACUGACACUUCAUCUGGCCUGACCGUGAGACCAGGCUGCUGCCCAACAUGCUGCUCAACCUGCCGCCUCACACAGGUGGAGAACUGGUAGAGGAAUAGAGGGAUUGAGUGACACAUUUUGCAUUGGUUUGUGGGGUUUUCCAAAAGCCCUGAUACUGCAGAUGCUGUUCUCUCUGCAUGUGUGGAAAAUAUAUAAACAUGUCCCAAUGAGUUAUAGUCACAGAUAGAAUAGAUCAUUCUCUAUGUCUAUGGUGGUGACAGUGUGCUGUGGUUGCUCUUUAAAAGCAUACUGAAUAGCUCUUUAAUGCACACAAAUUCACUGGUGGUUGAUGAUUCGAUAGGAACACCAAGAUGUAGAAUAAAUAAUACGUUUAUAAAGAGUUGCAUACUUUGCAGUUAGCUUUUCAGUGCCCAGCCUAGAUCCAAACAAAGACUUAUCCAAACAAAGACAUUAUUAGACAUAACACAAAAGCAAGUAAUACAGAUUUUCAGAAACUAUUUUCAUUUGAUUUGACAUUUUUACAUCUUACAGACGUUCAUACAGAGUCAUUAAACUGUGAUUUAUUUUGAAAUGAAGUAGCUAUAAGUAGCCGCAGGCUCUUAGCCAAUACUAAAUACUCAUUUUGGGCUCUAAGUGAAAAUGUUUGUUGAAGGAUACAGUACGUCUCAUAUUGAACCAGGGCCUUAGAUUGCCAUUGUAAUCCUUGGGCGGGUCACCUAAGCGUUGUUUUGGGCCAAAACAGAUUGAAAAACACUUUCAGUGUAAAUUUAAAUGACUAAAACCAGAUAUAAAGUAUGCACAAAAGAUAACAAAGCUAUAUAUAUAUAUAUGUUUUAAAUAUACACUUUGAGAACUAACAAUCACCAAAAGCUAGGCAGUCAGGGAGAAUUGAACACUUCAAAAACAAUGCAUUUAGCCGUGUCGAUUUUGUUAUUAUGUUCGAGCAUUAGAACACAGCAUUAGCCAAGGCGAAAUCGAUAGAAUUGCAGGGAAUUCGCUUUAAAUCUGCUAAGAUUUCUCUCAGCUCAAGGGAUUUUUAUUUGAAUUGCAGUAAAUUGGCUUAAAAAUGCUCAAAUGUCUGUACACCAUCAAGAUGGGGGCCGCUAAAAUGUUCAGCCACACCGACGAGCCGACCGCACCCAAUGCCACUCCCCGAGCUACGUCCAGUAUAAUGGAAUGUCCUGCCUUCUCAUGGAGUUCAAUAUGUUUUAUUUUGGGACUGCCCCACAGGUUAACUAGCGUUCUGCAAAAAUAGUUUUGCUGUUGCAGAAUGCAAUAUUGAUUAAGGGCAGCAGGAGGGUUAAAAGGAGUGUUCUGUGAUGGAACAUAUAAUUCAUCUGACAUAUGCAGGUAGUCUCCGAGGUCUACGGAUGGUUUUAUAUCCAGUAUAUAUCCACAGAUGUAUGUAUCAAUGGAAAUAUUGUUACGGUUUUCUUCCGUCGAAGGAGAGUCUGACCAAAAUGCAGCGUGGUAAUUUCCAUACAUGUUUAUUGAACGACAAAAACACGAACAAUACAAAAUCAAACAAACGGAACGUGAAAACCUAUACAGCCUAUCUGGUGACUACAAACACAGAGACAGGAACAAUCACCCACGAAAUACUCAAAGAAUAUGGCUGCCUAAAUAUGGUUCCCAAUCAGAGACAACGAUAAUCACCUGACUCUGAUUGAGAACCGCCUCAGGCAGCCAUAGACUAUACUAGACACCCCCAAGAUGAAACACACCACAAAAACCCAUGUCACACCCUAGGCUGACCAAAUAAAUGGAGAUAAACACAAUAUAUUUCGACCAGGGCGUGACAGAACCCCCCCCCUAAGGUGCAGACUUCCGGACGCACAUCAAAACAAUAGGGAGGGGAAGCUCGGCACUGAGGGGAAGCUCAGCACUGAGGGGAAGCUCAGCACUGAGGGGAAGCCCAGCACUGUGAGGAAGCCCAGCACUGAGAGGAAGCUUAGCACUGAGAGGAAGCCCAGCACUGAGAGGAAGCCCAGCACCGAGAGGAAGCUCAGGCAGGUAGUUGGAUCCGGCAGAUCCUGGCUGGCUGGCGGGUCUGGAAGUGUCUGGUUGACUGGCGGAUCUGGAAGAGUCUGGUUGACUGGCAGAUCUGGAAGAGUCUGGCUGACUGGCAGAUCUGGAAGAGUCUGGCUGACUGGCAGAUCUGGAAGAGUCUGGCUGACUGGCAGAUCUGGAAGAGUCUGGCAGAUCUGAAAGAGUCUGGCUGACUGGCGGAUCCUGGCAGACUGACGGAUCUGGCUGCUCCAUGCAGACUGGCAGCUCUGGCUGCUCCAUACAGACUGGCAGCUCUGGCUGCUCCAUGCAGACUGGCAGCUCUGGCUGCUCCAUGCAGACUGGCAGCUCUGGCUGCUCCAUGCAGACUGGCAGCUCUGGCUGCUCCAUGCCGACUGGCAGCUCCAUGCAGACUGGCAGCUCUGGCUGCUCUAUGCCGACUGGCAGCUCCAUGCAGACUGGCAGCUCUGGCUGCUCUAUGCAGACUGGCAGCUCUGAACAGGCAGGAGACUCCGGCAGCGCAGGAGAGGAGGAAGGCUCUGGCUGCGCUAAACAGGCGGGAGACUCCAGCAGCGCUGUAGAGGAGGAAGGCUCUGGUUGCGCUGAACAGGCGGGAGACUCCGGCAGCGCAGGAGAGGAGAAAGGCUCUGACAGCGCUGAACAGGCGGGAGGCUCCGGCAGCGCAGGAGAGGAGGAAGGCUCUGGCUGCGCUAAACAGGCGGGAGACUCCGGCAGCGCUAAACAGGCGGGGAGACUCCGACAGCACUGGAGAGGAGAAAGGCUCUGGCAGCGCUGAACAGGCGAGGCGCACUGAAGGCCUGGUGCGUGGUGCUGGCACUGGUGGUACUGGGCCGAGGACACGCACAGGAAGCCUGGUGCGGGGAGCUGCCACCGGAGGACUGGUGUGUGAAGGUGGCACAGGAUGGACCGGACCGUGAAGGCGUACUGGAGAGCCUGAGAGCAGGACUGGCACAGGACGUGCAAGGCUAGGUAGGUACACAGGAGGCCUAGUGCGUGAGGCUGGCACAAUUUUCACCAGCCGACUAACACGCACCUCAGGACGAGUAUGGAGCGCUGACCCAGGUGCCAUUAAAUCCCCGACACGCUCCGUCGGGCGAAUAUCGUACUUAAAGCACCAAACUAGCAACUCCCUCAUAGCUCUCUCCUCCACUUUCCCCAUUAACUCCUUCAGAGUCUCUGCUUCACUCACCUCCAACACUGGCUCUGGUUCUGGUCUCCUCCUUGGCUCCUCACGAUUAACAGGGGGAGUUGGCUCAGGUCUUAACCCUGACUCUGCCACACUCUCCCUGAGCCCCCCCCCCCAAUAAAUUUAUGGGGCUGACUCUCGGGCUUCCAUCCGCGUCGCCGUGCUGCCUCUUCAUACCAGCGCCUCUCCGCUUUCCCCGCCUCCAGUUCUUCUUUGGGGCGGCAGUAUUCUCCAGGCUGUGCCCAGGGUCCUUUUCCAUCCAAUAUCUCCUCCCAAGUCCAGAAGUCCUUUGAUAGCUGCUCCUCACGAUAAACAGGGGGAGUUGGCUCAGGUCUGAACCCUGACUCUGCCACACUCUCCCUGAGCCCCCCAAGACAUUUUUGGGGCUGACUCUCGGGCUUCCUUCUGCGCCGCCGUGCUUUUCUCUUCAACUCCAUUCUCCUAUAGCCUUCCUCGCACUGCUCCAGCGAAUCCCAGGCGGGCUCCGGCACUCUCUCUGGGUCAACCGCCCACCUGUCUAUUUCCUCCCAAGUCGUAUACUCUAAACUUUGCUCCUGCUGCCGCUGCCUGUCACCACGCUGCUUGGUCCUGGUGUGGUGGGUGAUUCUGUUACGGUUUUCUUCCGUCGAAGGAGAGUCGGACCAAAAUGCAGCGUGGUAAUUUCCAUACAUGUUUAUUGAACGACAAAAACUCGAACAAUACAAAAACAACAAACGGAACGUGAAAACCUAUACAGCCUAUCUGGUGACUACUGUAACGGCGUUCUUCAUUUGUCGAAAGAGAGUUGGACCGAAAUGCAGCGUGGUUGUUACUCAUGUUCUUUAAUGAAUGAAGCGCGAUACAUGAAAUAACUUAUACAAAUACAAAACAACAAACGGAAUGUGAAAACUAAUUACAGCCUAUCUGGUGAACACUACACAGAGACAGGAACAAUCACCCACGAAAUACACAGUGAACCCCGGCUACCUAAAUACGGUUCCCAAUCAGAGACAACGAGAAUCACCUGACUCUGAUUGAGAACCGCCUCAGGCAGCCAAGCCUAUGCAACACCCCUACUAAUAACACCCCUACUAACAUCCCAAUAACUACAAAACCCCAAUACGAAAUACCACAAAAUAAACCCAUGUCACACCCUGGCCUGACCAAAUAUAUAACGAAACACAAAAGGCGUGACAACUACAAACACAGAGAUAGGAACAAUCACCCACGAAAUACUCAAAGAAUAUGGCUGCCUAAAUAUGGUUCCUAAUCAGAGACAACGAUAAUCACCUGACUCUGAUUGAGAACCGCCUCAGGCAGCCAUAGACUAUACUAGACACCCCCAAGACGAAACACACCACAAAAACCCAUGUCACACCCAAGCCUGACCAAAUAAAUGAAGAUAAACACAAUAUAUUUCGACCAGGGCGUGACAAAUAUAGUAAACACAAUUUUAGAAAAAGAUUUACAUCUUCCAGAUGAUACAUGUUCCCUAGAUUGAGAAUUGUGAAUUGUGUAAAAUGCCAUACAUAUAACCUAAUAAACAAUGAUAAUUAUAGAUGUAGAACCAAAAUAGAAUUGAUGUGUCAAAUACUACACUUUAAAUGGUGACCGUUGUAUCUGAGUUUGGCCCCAAAUUCCACUGAGUGGACUAGUGUUGCCUAUAUCUGCCAAAGAUUAGGUUUAGAGGAAAUGGGCAUUAGGGACUUCCAUGUGGAUUAUGUAGUGUACAGUGUUGUAGAGUUGGUCCUUAAUAAAAAGGAAUCCAGAGUAUAGCCAAAUAACAUUGAAUUGAUGUAACUGUAAAAUCACUUAUGGUCUUCAUGCAGAUUGCAAUUAGCUUUAAACCUUGAUUAGCUUGCUUAGUCAAAUGUAUCGUUUAAGCUAGUUGGUUUCCUCUCACAUGGCAAGAACAAAAUACAUUUAAAGCUAUGGUUAAAAAAACGGUAUAUUCACGAGAGGAUGUAAAACUGCAAAAUGCAAAAAGCCGAGCAAAGAAUAACAUCCACAGUGGAAAUUAAAAAAGAGAGAACAUUUAUGAAUGUCAAAUAAUUUUGGGGAGGAAUUACAUUAUGAACAGGGCAAAAUAUAAUGUGCAGCGUUUUCGAGUGAUGUGUUUCGCAGUGGGGAAAAGAAUAAGACAAAUGUGGCCUUACAUGUCUUGGAAUCAAUGUACACCAUACAGUUGAUGCACAGAGAUGUCAUAUAAAAGGGAGACUUCAGAGCUCUCAGAUACUAUCCUUGGUUGCUCGUUAUGUUCUGUAUAUUGUUUAGUGUUGGAUUUCAUCCAACAUUUUCAAUGGGAUAGUUUGAGCAAUAAAUGAACCACAAACUACUUUUCAUGGAAUAUUAUAGUUUAUAUUACAGCCUACAGAUGAUAGUUUCUCAUACCCUGAAUAUGAUGUUAUCUAUCAUCAGUGUUGGAUGCAUAUCAAACACUGGUUGUCAAUGACUACAGAGGAGACCAAGUUCAUAGAUUUUCUUGGCAACACUGCAUAGGAUGAACAGCUACAUGAAUAGCUUAUUAUUGUUUGAGAAAUGAUUAAAUGGUUCAGUUAACCUUUCAUAUGACCAUCAUACAGUAUGUGUAGCAUAACAUUGAGACAUAUAACCAUAAUGAAGACACUGAGAUAAAUACACGUCUGUUUAUGCAGUUUCCUGUGAACAUAGCAUUGAGUAUGAAGUAACAAUAAUAGCAAUCUAUGAAUUGUCAAGCAUGUGUCAUUCACAAUAUUCAGUAUAAAGGAAAUUAAUUAUCCUGACUAAUCAUCCAUCACAGUGGGUAAUGUGACAGGUAUUGGUUUUUACCAUGAAUAAGCAACCGUGUGCAAUAACAAAUAUGUUUUACAUGAAUCGUUAGCAUAAUGGAAGUUCAGUUCCUAAAAGACACAGAAAUACAAGUAAGUACAGAAGAUAACUUCUAACUACUAUGUAGUUACAGUGAAAUUAUAUGACAAAUGUUUUAGUUCGCUUGGAGCAAUUUUCAGCAUGCCGUUUCUUUAAUUAAUUUGAUCAUUUGUAAGUUAUUAAUUCAUUUAUCGUUAGAUACGAACAAAGCAUGUAACCCUAGGUUUUAUUUCUGCUUUCCAGAUUCAUAUGUAUAUUUUUCUAUUAAAGUCUAUGGGAUGCAA
This is a messenger RNA of Oncorhynchus keta (chum salmon), 8221 nucleotides long. Its product is annotated as leucine-rich repeat-containing protein 38-like. NCBI's taxonomy places the organism in Eukaryota, Metazoa, Chordata, Actinopteri, Salmoniformes, Salmonidae. The transcript has 2 exons. The coding region runs from base 994 to 1869 and encodes 291 amino acids. Gene Ontology annotation, cellular component: voltage-gated potassium channel complex. The record is from RefSeq and is a predicted model, not a curated record. Gene Ontology annotation, molecular function: potassium channel activator activity; transmembrane transporter binding; voltage-gated potassium channel activity.